Messenger RNA from Ilex paraguariensis (yerba mate), 1083 nucleotides. NCBI's taxonomy places the organism in Eukaryota, Viridiplantae, Streptophyta, Magnoliopsida, Aquifoliales, Aquifoliaceae. The record is from the annotation of a GenBank genome assembly.
AUGAACAAGCUUCUUGAUCAGCCCUGCUCACAUUCAAGAGUUCAAAAGUCACUAUUUUUGGCCUUUCUCAUACUCCUUCCCGCCAUAGUUUCCGGUGAGUGUACAUGUGAUGCUGAAGAAGGAGGUCAUAACAAGAGAAAAGCACUUAUAUACAAACUGAUCGCCAUAGCCACAAUCCUUGUAGCCGGUGCAAUCGGUGUGUGUCUUCCAGUAUUGAGCAAGACCAUACCAAGUUUAAGUCCCGAUAGGGAUUUAUUUUUCGUCAUCAAAGCUUUUGCAGCGGGUGUCAUUCUAGCAACUGGGUUUAUACACGUGCUUCCUGAUGCUUUUGAUCACUUGACAUCGCCGUGUUUGAAUGCGAAUCCAUGGCAGAACUUUCCGUUUACAGGGUUCGUGGCCAUGGUAUCGGCAAUGGGUACUCUUAUGGUUGAUACCUAUGCUACUUCUUACUACAAGAAAUCACACUUGAACAAAGCAAGGCCCGAUGAAGAGAUGGUAGUUGAUGGGCAUGAUGAUGGUCAUGUUCAUGUUCACACGCAUGCCACAAAUGGUCAUGCCCAUGGAUCGGUACUCUCUGAAGGGGAUUCGGAUUCAUCUGAACUACUUCGUCAUCGUGUUAUAUCACAGGUUUUGGAAUUGGGAAUUAUAGUCCACUCUGUAAUUAUUGGAAUUUCCCUGGGUGCUUCUGAAACUCCAAAAACCAUAAGGCCUCUUGUGGCUGCCUUGACAUUUCAUCAAUUUUUUGAGGGCAUGGGACUUGGUGGAUGCAUAGCUCAGGCAAAAUUCAAAUCUCGGGCCAUUGCGAUAAUGGUGGUGUUCUUCUCUCUAACAACCCCAAUUGGUAUCGUAAUCGGCAUCGGAAUAACAAACAUUUACAAGGAGAACAGCCCAACUGCUCUGAUCGUUGAGGGGGUUUUAAACGCAGCAUCAGCAGGGAUAUUGAUCUAUAUGGCACUUGUGGAUCUUCUCUCAGCUGAUUUUAUGAACCCAAGAAUGCAGAACAAUGGAAAGCUUCAAUUUCAGGCUAAUGUUUCCCUCCUCUUUGGUGCAGGUUUCAUGUCUCUCUUGGCCAAAUGGGCUUGA